Molecule: messenger RNA, 2821 nt
Organism: Theobroma cacao (cacao)
Lineage: Eukaryota; Viridiplantae; Streptophyta; Magnoliopsida; Malvales; Malvaceae
Source: RefSeq, a predicted model, not a curated record
UCUAAGAGCUGCGCUCUAACAAUGGAAACAGAGGAGGCGUAAAGCUAGGGCAAACGGCAAGCAGACUCUAGGGGUAGAAACAAACAUUAACACCAAAAAUGCAAAUGCUUCCCACUCAACUCCUUAUUGAAUUAUUUGAUUAAUACUCCACCAACGUUUUUAAACCCAUCUUCCAUUAUUCUUUGCUCUGCUCCUGACUCAGCUUUAACAUUAUUUAAUGACGAUCUCUAGAUGUUUUUCUCCUCCCGCCCAUCUUCCUACUUCUGCACCUGAAGGAUAAAAUAGCAUAAUUUUUUUAAUUUUUGUAAAACGUUUUCCCCCUUUUUCUUACAUGCCAAAUGGAGCCUUUCCAAACCCAGCACCAUUUCACAUUCUGUCAUGGAGUUCUCCUUUUCUCUCUUCCUUUUCUGCAUUGGGUUCUCUCUGUAGAUACUGUUUUUCUGCCAAAUAUACCGGCAUUGGACUCAGACCCUUCCUUGCCCCUCACCAAUCAGAGUACAAGAACAGGCCAUCUCAUCAAUGGAAAUAAUAACAUCAUACUAAACCCUACAUUUGAGGAUGGCCUUAGUAAUUGGUCUGGCAAGGGCUGCAAGAUUCUUUUGCAUGAGUCAAUGGGAGACGGAAAAGUCCUUCCACUAUAUGGAAAGUUCUUUGCUUCUGCAACAAAUCGUACAGAGAGUUGGAAUGGGAUUGAGCAGGAGAUCACAGGAAGAGUGCAACCAAAGCUUGCUUAUGAGGUUACUGCUGUUGUUCGGAUAUAUGGUGGGAAUGUCACCAAUGCUGGAAUACAGGCCACAUUAUGGGUCCAAAGCCCAGAUAUUCAUGAUCAGUACAUUAGAAUUGCAAUUUUACAGGCAACAGACAAAGAUUGGGUGCAGUUGCAGGGGAAAUUCCUCCUUAAUGGUUCCCCUUUAAGAGCAAUUAUAUUUCUAGAAGGUCCUCCUCCUGGCACUGAUAUUCUUAUUAAUAGUUUGGUUGUCAAGCAUGCUGAGAAGGUUCCCCCUUCACUUCGACCAAUCAUGAAGGGUGAAGCUUUUGGAGUGAAUAUAAUUGAGAACAGCAAUGUCGAUGAUGGGAUUAAUGGAUGGAUUCCUCUAGGUGAUUGCACUUUAAGCAUAGGGAUUGGUUCACCAAUUGAACUCCCUGGACUUAAUGAGUGUCUAAGUGGACGCUACAUACUUGUAACAAACCGGACAGAAACUUGGAUGGGUCCUGCACAGAUGAUCAGUGGCAAACUGAAACUCUACUUGACAUAUCAAGUAUCUGCUUGAGUUAGAAUUGGUCCUGGAUCUACUAGUCCUCAGAUAGUCAAUGUUGCACUUGGUGUUGAUGGGAAUUGGGUCAAUGGAGGCCAGGUUGAGUUUAAUGAUGAAAGGUGGCAUGAAGUUGGUGGGUCCUUUAGAAUCGAGAAGCAACCAUCUAAUAUUAUGGUUUAUGUACAAGAUCCUGCUGCUGGUGUUGACUUAAUGGUUGCUGGACUUUGUAUUUUCCCUGUUGACAGAAGGGGAAGGUUGAAAUUUUUGAAAAAGCAAACUGAUAAGAUACGUAAACGUGAUGUCAUUGUAAAGUUCGCAAAAUCAGAAGUAAUCAAUGUCAGUGGUGGCUUUGUGAAAGUGAAACAAACACGAAACAGUUUUCCUUUUGGCUCAUGCAUGACAAGAAGAAGCAUAGACAAUGAAGACUUGGUUCGUUUCUUGGUAAAAAAUUUUAACUGGGUUGUGUUUGGAAAUGAAUUAAAGUGGUCCUGGACAGAACCACAACAAGGUAACCUUAACUAUAAGGAUGCUGAUGAGCUCUUGGAAUUUUGUAAGAACAACAACUUGGAAAUUCGAGGCCACUGCAUCUUCUGGGAGGUGGAAUAUGCAAUACAACCAUGGGUCCAGUCACUUAACAAGCGUGGUUUGAUUACAGCCAUUGAAAACCGUCUAACCGACCUUCUCACACGUUACUAGGGAAAAUUUAGGCACUAUGAUGUAGAUAAUGAGAUGCUGCGUGGAUCUUUCUAUAAAGAUAGACUGGGUGAAGAUAUCCAAGCGAACAUGUUCAAAACAUCCCAUCAACUGGACCCAUCCGCCAUCCUUUUUGUUAAUGAUUAUCACAUUGAGGAUGGAUCUGAUGUUAGAUCAUCACCAGAGGAAUACAUGGAACUUGAUCUGCAACAGCAAGGUGCUCCUGUGGGACACAUUGACAGUCCGGUGGGGCCAGUUGUUAGUUCUGCCCUGGAUAAGUUAGGUACGCUUGGUUUUCCAAUCUGGUUUACAGAGCUUGAUGUGUCUUCCACCAAUGAGUUUGUUAGAGCAGAUGACUUGGAAGUAAUGCUGCGUGAAGCAUUUCCCCAUCCUGCAGUGGAAGGCAUAAUUCUAUAUGGAUUUUGGGAGUUGUACAUGUCCAGAGAAAAUGCACAUUUAGUGAAUGCAGAAGAUAAGAUCAAUGCUGCUGGUAAGAGGUAUCUUGCUCUUAAGAAAGAGUGGUUGACUCAUGCUCCUGGUCAUAUCGAUGCGCAAGGUGAAUUUAGAUUUCGAGGCUUUUAUGGAACAUACAAGAUAGAAAUCAGUUCCCCUACCAAGAAAAUCAACAGGACCUUUGUUGUUGACAAGGGAGAAUCGCCUUUGGCGAUUAACAUUGACCUAUAGUUUCUUGAACUUGUCUGUGCCCCACAUUCAUUUGGAAUCAGUAGCCAGUUUCUGAUUAUUGAAUAAAGAUACAAUAAUCAAUGUGACCUUGCAGUAAACAAAUAGAAGAUUCUUUAGAAAAUUUGUGGUCUUGGGUUAAAUUUUUCUUCACAUUGACAUCUUGACGUAGGAAUAUGGACUCCAUAAUA